Molecule: messenger RNA, 327 nt
Organism: Colletotrichum karsti
Lineage: Eukaryota; Fungi; Ascomycota; Sordariomycetes; Glomerellales; Glomerellaceae
Exons: 1
Coding region: 1-327 (108 amino acids)
Source: RefSeq, a predicted model, not a curated record
AUGACAUUGCUAACCUACAUCACCGCCAGCCUUGUCGCCGGCUCCAUCGCCGGCUUCUUCAUCGACGACUGGAAGAUCAACUUCUCGAGCAUGCUGAGGGAGAAGAAGAACGAAGAACUUCUGAAGAAGCGCGAACGUACGAAGGAGCUGCUAGACGUCGAGUUCCGAGUCUACACCCGCAGGCUUGGGGUUGCGAAGAUUCCUUGCCCGACACUCGUGGCAACUUCACCCUCUGGGGACCGACGUUCCUAUGUCGGCAUCAAGCCGACAGCCGAUUCUUCGGUCGUAGAUGACGACGACAACUCGCGAGCUACAAUCGUGGACUGA